This is a messenger RNA of Mandrillus leucophaeus (drill), 710 nucleotides long. RefSeq names its product chloride intracellular channel 6 (gene CLIC6). The transcript is spliced from 5 exons. The record is from RefSeq and is a predicted model, not a curated record. Gene Ontology annotation, cellular component: plasma membrane. Gene Ontology annotation, molecular function: D3 dopamine receptor binding; D2 dopamine receptor binding; D4 dopamine receptor binding. Lineage: Eukaryota; Metazoa; Chordata; Mammalia; Primates; Cercopithecidae. Bases 77 to 709 code for a protein of 210 amino acids.
AAAUCUCCUUCUCCACUUGUAGGCUGGUUAUGAUGGUGAGAGUAUCGGAAAUUGCCCAUUUUCUCAGCGUCUCUUCAUGAUUCUCUGGCUGAAAGGCGUUAUAUUUAACGUGACCACGGUGGACCUGAAAAGGAAACCCGCAGACCUGCAGAACCUGGCUCCCGGAACAAACCCUCCUUUUAUGACUUUUGAUGGUGAAGUCAAGACGGAUGUGAAUAAGAUCGAGGAGUUCUUAGAGGAGAAAUUAGCUCCCCCGAGGUAUCCCAAGCUGGGGACCCAGCACCCCGAGUCUAAUUCGGCAGGAAACGACGUGUUCGCCAAAUUCUCAGCGUUUAUAAAAAACACAAAGAAGGAUGCAAACGAGAUUUAUGAAAAGAACCUGCUGAAGGCCCUGAGGAAACUGGAUAAUUACUUAAAUAGCCCUCUGCCUGAUGAAAUAGAUGCCUACAGCACGGAGGAUGCCACUGUCUCUGGAAGGAAGUUUCUAGAUGGGGACGAGCUGACGCUGGCUGACUGCAACCUCUUACCCAAGCUCCAUAUUAUUAAGAUUGUGGCCAAGAAGUACAGAGAUUUUGAAUUUCCUUCUGAAAUGACUGGCAUCUGGAGAUACUUGAAUAAUGCUUAUGCUAGAGAUGAGUUCACAAAUACGUGUCCAGCUGAUCAAGAGAUUGAACACGCAUAUUCAGAUGUUGCAAAAAGAAUGAAAUGAA